GCGCCGGCCCCGCGCCCUCCUCCUCCUCCUGCAGCCGCCGCCCGGCGCCGCCAUGCCCGGCCCGGCCGCCGGCAGCCGGGCGCGGGUGUACGCCGAGGUGAACAGCCUGAGGAGCCGCGAGUACUGGGACUACGAGGCGCACGUCCCGAGCUGGGGCAAUCAGGACGACUACCAGCUGGUUCGGAAGCUCGGCCGAGGGAAGUACAGUGAGGUCUUCGAGGCCAUCAACAUCACCAACAACGAGAGGGUCGUCGUGAAGAUCCUCAAGCCAGUGAAGAAAAAGAAGAUAAAACGUGAGGUGAAGAUCCUGGAGAACCUCAGGGGAGGCACCAACAUCAUCAACCUGAUCGACACAGUCAAGGACCCCGUGUCCAAGACUCCAGCUCUGGUGUUUGAGUACAUCAAUAACACAGAUUUUAAGCAACUGUACCAGAUCCUGACAGACUUUGAUAUUCGGUUUUAUAUGUAUGAGCUGCUGAAGGCCCUGGAUUACUGUCACAGCAUGGGGAUCAUGCACAGGGACGUCAAACCCCACAACGUCAUGAUAGACCACCAACAGAAGAAGCUGCGCCUCAUCGACUGGGGCCUGGCCGAGUUCUACCACCCCGCUCAGGAAUACAACGUCCGUGUGGCCUCCAGGUACUUCAAAGGACCAGAGCUCCUUGUGGAUUACCAAAUGUAUGACUACAGCUUGGACAUGUGGAGUUUAGGCUGUAUGCUGGCAAGCAUGAUCUUCCGAAAGGAGCCCUUCUUCCACGGCCAGGACAAUUAUGACCAACUGGUUCGCAUUGCAAAGGUCCUGGGCACGGAUGAGCUGUAUGGGUACCUCAAGAAGUACCACAUAGAGCUGGACCCUCACUUCAAUGAUAUCCUGGGCCAGCACUCUCGGAAGCGCUGGGAGAACUUCAUCCACAGUGAGAACAGGCACCUGGUGAGCCCCGAAGUCCUGGACCUGCUGGACAAGCUCCUGCGAUACGACCAUCAACAGAGGCUGACGGCCAAGGAGGCCAUGGAGCACCCCUACUUCUAUCCAGUGGUGAAGGAGCAGUCCCAGCCCAGCUCAGACAACUCUGUGCUGUCCAGUGGCCUGACAACAGCACGAUGAAGACUGGAAAACGACGGGUCUGAUGCUGUUGCUCCCACUUUUCCAUAUGCAGAAUGAGAACCAAAUGACCCGUGUCACGGGGCGGCCGGCGCGGCGCGGGCAGGGCUGGCCACAGCUCUCCUCUCCCAGCCUUAAAAGGUUCUUCUGCCUUUGGUUCCUUGUUGAGUUCUUCCUGACCUGGAAAGAGUGGAGAUGUGAAGGGUGUGCAGAGCUGGUGGGGGUCGGCUCUGGCUGCCGUUGGCCUGCCAGGGCUCGGGGGUGGCAGGGGCUGCAGGCUCACGGGUGACAGUUCUCUACCAAAAGAAUUCUAUGUUGUUGAAUAAAAGUUUUGAAAGAA
Colius striatus (speckled mousebird) is the source of this 1442-nucleotide messenger RNA. It is a transcript of the gene CSNK2A2, whose product is annotated as casein kinase 2 alpha 2. The record is from RefSeq and is a predicted model, not a curated record. The transcript has 12 exons. Gene Ontology annotation, molecular function: ATP binding; protein serine/threonine kinase activity. Gene Ontology annotation, biological process: protein phosphorylation; regulation of chromosome separation. Lineage: Eukaryota; Metazoa; Chordata; Aves; Coliiformes; Coliidae. Gene Ontology annotation, cellular component: cytosol; nucleus; protein kinase CK2 complex. Bases 53 to 1105 code for a protein of 350 amino acids.